Penicillium brasilianum is the source of this 744-nucleotide messenger RNA. Lineage: Eukaryota; Fungi; Ascomycota; Eurotiomycetes; Eurotiales; Aspergillaceae. The record is from the annotation of a GenBank genome assembly.
AUGUCUUGCGAAGCUUGUCGUACCAUUCCUCCCGUGAUUGCGACGGGAUACACUCCUAAGGGCCACUUCGAAAGCAUCGCUGGCCUCAACACCUAUGUCACCGGAAACGCAGACUCCCAAAUUGGCCUUGUGGACAUCUACGAUGUUUUUGGUAUGGCCAGCCAGACCAUCCAAGGUGCCGAUCUCCUCGCCGCAAGACUGAACGCUGUGGUCCUCAUCCCGGACUUCUUCGGCGGAGAGCCGCUGAAGCAGGAAUACGUUCCCGCCGACACGGAAGAGAAGAAACGGCUUAUUGCAGAUUUUACGGCUCACAAGGCGGAAGUUUCUCGCAACGUUGACGUAGUGAUCGCGGCGGUCGAGGUAUAUCGCACUCUGUUCUCUUCGGUUCGGAAAUGGGGUGCGUGUGGUUUAUGUUGGGGUGGAAAGGUGACCGUUUUGGCAUCUGGACCUAAUACCCCGUUCGCUGCAUCGGGUCAAGUGCAUCCUGGUCGAAUGGAUGCGGCGGAUGCGCAAGCUCUAGCGAUUCCGCAUAUCGUGCUGGCCUCCAAGGAUGAACCUGCCGAUGCGAUCGCGGGAUAUGCGGACUUGUUUGCGAAGGAGAAGGAAGGAUAUAUUGAGACCUACUCUACCAUGUGGCAUGGAUGGAUGGGUGCUCGAGCUAAUCUUGAGCAGGAAGAAGGCCAGGCUGAGUAUGCUCGUGGGUACAACCAAUUGGCCGACUUUUUCGAGAGGCAUCUUUCUUGA